GGGUCCUUCCGCGGCGGUGUCGCGUUCUUACAAAAAAGCUAAUACCGACUCAGUCAGAAUAUGAGUAGCAUAUCACAGAGGAGUAAUAAUAUAGUUUGUUGUUUAUUACCGGAAAACAGGAAUAUAUUGGCGGCAUACUUUAUUGUAGACGAGCGUGACGGCUUAGGCGAACUCUGCAAGUGAUUUUGACAUUUAACGACGACGUAGAUCUUUUGGGAGAAGAGUAAAAAAAACACGAAGAGUGAAGUGAUCAAGUUGACAGGUAUGGCCGAGGUGGGCAGUAUAGAGGUCACAGUCAAGACCCUGGACUCACAGAGCAGGAGCUACACUGUCCGUGGAGAGUGGACCGUGAAGGUGUUCAAGGAGCACAUAGCGGCCUCUGUGGAGAUUCCCGCCGAUAAGCAGAGGCUCAUCUACCAGGGCCGGGUGCUGCAGGAUGAGAAGACCCUGAUGGAAUACAAUGUAGAUGGGAAAGUCAUUCACCUGGUGGAACGGGCCCCCCCUCAAACCACCCACUCUGCCAGUGGAGGGGGUGGGGUCUCUGGGGUGGCGGGGGGUGUGGAGGGCGUGUCCCCGCCCCCCCACUCGGCCUCGGCCGGCUCCUCCCAGGGGGCCGUGCACGACCGCAACGGCAACAGCUACGUGAUGCUGGGUACCUUCAACCUGCCGCUGAACAUCAUGGACCCACAGCAGAUCCAGAUGUCAGUGCAGCAGAUGAUGGCUGGGGUCGGAGAAGCUGGACGGAACACCAGAGUGAGCACCAGCACCGGGAGCAAUGGCUCCGUAGACGUGCACAUCAACGUGGACCAGACGGUGCAGAGCGAGUCGAGACUGCGGCUGCUGCUGGCUGAGAACCUGCUGAGGGACACCGACUCGCUCAUCCACCGGCUCGAGGGUCGACCCGCCGACGCCCAGUCUCAGCAGGACUCUGCCCCCUCAGCAUCAUCCGCGGCCACUUCCUCCUCAGCCCCGACGCAGCCCAUGGACACCUCCUCGCCUCCUGCCCCUGCAGCCCCAGCCUCCUCUUCCUCCUCCUCCUCCUCCUCGACACAGACGGAGGGACCCCCGUACUCCGGGCCCAACCACCCCAGCCCUGCUGAGCUGCUGCGGGUCCUGUCAGAGCUGCGACGUGUGGAAGAGAGGCUGCAGCCCUUCAUGCAGAGGAGUCAGUCCAUCCUGGGCUCCGCCGCUAAUGCCGACUACAACAACAAUACGCAGGACAGGGAGGAGGACCAGCGCACCCUCAACCUGGUGGCCGAGGCUCUCCGUCUCCUCGGCAACGCUCUGGUGGCCCUGAGUGACCUCCGCUGCAACCUCAGCACAGCGCCCCCCCGGCACCUGCAUGUGGUGCGGCCCCUGUCCCACUACAGCUCCCCCAUGCUGCUUCCCGGGGGGGUACCCCACAUUCCCAUCCCGCAGAUAAACCUGGGAACCACGGUGACCAUGACUUCCAGCGGCAGACAGGCAGCUGAGGGCCAAUCGCAGUCUCCUCCUGCCUCCGGGCAAUCGGAGCAGCCGACACAGAGCCAGGCUCCGCCCCAGCAGUCUACUCCAGCCAAUGGCCAGCCAGGACAGGGUCAGAGUGCCCCAAGGGUGAUCAGGAUCACCCACCAGACCAUGGAGCCGGUGGUCAUGAUGCAGAUGAACCUGGAUGCAGAGUCCGGUAGUGGGCCUCAGACCACGGGACAGCCAAACCCUACUGGGGCUGGACACACCGGAACCACGUCCCCCGUCCAUAUCCCUGGGCUACCUCCGGAGUUCAUGCAGGCUAUAGUGCACCAAAUCUCCCAGCAGGCUGUUGCCAUGGCAGCCGCAGCCUCUGCCGGACAGCAGCAGACGAGCUCUGGGUCGGCCGCAGGCACAGACUCCGCUGCUCCUCCUCCGGCUCCUCACCCUCCCCAGGCCAGAGUGGUCAUCACCCGGCCCUCCUUCUCUCCCAGGAUCCCCCAGCCCACGCUGGGAACCAGGGGGACUACUAUCAACCUGAGGGCAACGGUGCCCCCUAGUGGAGGGCAGCAGUCAGGGCAGACCGGCCCUGUGCCUCCCUCCCCGCUCACACAGAUGAUCAGUGGGCUCGUAGGCCAGCUCCUCAUGCCUGUCCAUGCGGGAGAGCAGGCCCCUGCUUCCACGUCCUCAUCGUCCCACUCCUUCACAUUCUCUACCUCCUCCUCCACCCCCACUUCCUCUGCCAACACCUCCACCAGCACCACCAGUACAGCCUCUACUGGCCACACCUCCCAGCCACAAGAGGGCGCCCCUGAGGGCAACCUGGCCCAGCUUCUGGGCUCCCUCCUGGGCGGGGCUGCUGGGGUGGCGGGAGCAGCAGCCGCUGCGGCGGGGGGUCCUGGGGGGGCGCCCUCCAUCACUGUGACUCUGCCUGGGGUUCCUGCUUUUAUCCAGGGAAUGACAGAUUUCAUACAGUCUGGACAGACGGUUUUUUCUCCGGCCAGUCAGCAGCCACCGCCCCCUACUGCUACAGGCCCGGCCGCACCGCCCCCUUCAGCCACGCCCUCUGGCCCUGCCUCCGCCCCCGGCGGUGGGGGGGGCGGCCCCGCCGAGACGCUGAGCCCGGAGCUGUUCACGGGCAUCGUGCAGGGUGUGCUGUCCACUAUGAUGGGCUCUCUGGGGGCCUCACAGAACAGCACGGAGAGUAUCGCCCAGUUCAUCCAGCGUCUCUCCCACACCACCAACCUGUUCACGCCCGGCUCGGGAGACGCUGUAGGCUUCUUCGGGGACCUGCUGUCUCUGGUGUGCCAGAGCUUCUCCAUGGUGGACAUGGUGCUGCUUCUGCACGGCCAGCACCAGCCGCUCAGCCGCAUCCAGCCGCAGCUCACGCAGUUCUUCACGGAGCACUACCUGCACGGCGGGGAGCCCAGCGACGCCAACAUCGCCAGUGCCGCUGAGGACCUCAUAAAUGGACUCGAGCAGUACAUCGCUGAGAGUUUUUCCACUGUGACCGUGCGGGAGGGCGUGGACAUCACGCGUACCAACGUGUCCUUUCUCAGGCAGCAGUUUUCCCGGAUAGCCACGCACAUCCUGCGCUGCACAGACCACACCUUCGGCCCCCGCCUGCUGCUCCUGUGCACUCAGGGCCUGUUUGAGUGCCUGGCCCUCAAUCUGUACUGCCUACGAGGGGAGGAGAGGGCCUUGACGGCCGUCAUCAACCACCGCAUUAGGCGGAUGUCUGCGGAGGUGAACCCCAGCUUGGUGAACUGGCUCACCAGCAUGAUGUCCAUGAGGCUCCACGUCAUACUGGAGCACAACCCCAUCGUGGAGGACCAGAUUCUGCAUUAUGUUGUCCGCACCCAGAGCGAGGCCCCUGUCCAGACAGAGCCGGAGUCAGAGCUGCCUGUAGAGUCUGUGGACCAGAGCAUGGAGGUGGAGGACACCCUGUCCCCGACCCCCGCCACCACGGCCGAAGAGGCCAUGGCAUCGUCCCGGGAGACGGCCGACAAGGCCUCUGCGUCCGGAGAAGCGGGAGGGGCGUCUGCUGGGGCCGCCGCCAUGGCGACCGCUGGGAGGGAGGAGCCUGGGGGAGAGGCGGAGCCUUGGGUGGCCACGGUUCCUCCAGAGUGGAUGCCCAUCAUUCGGCAGGACCUGCUGUCCCAGAGGAAGAUGAAGGCCCAGCCCCCGCUGUCAGACGCCUAUUUGCACGGCAUGCCUGCCAAGCGCCGGAAGACGACGCAGGGUGAGGGCCCCCAUCUCUCCCUGUCGGAGGCCGUGAACAGGGCAGCCAGGUCGGCUGGGGUGAAGCCUGUCACUACCCCAGAGAGCCUGCAGGGGGAGCUGGAUGAACCUGAGCUGCAGGAGGCCUAUGCGGAACAGGUGAAGAGUGACAUCAAGAGGAGGCUGAGAGAGGACCCCGAUUUCAGCUCCCAGCGUUUCCCCAACACACACCGGGCCUUCUCGUCCGAUUCCUAACCCCAUUGGUCCAUAUGCGUGUCAGUCUCCUUUCGUCCAAUCAGUCCUGCCUGCAAAUACUGUCAUCUCAUAUAUGCUCCAAAUUCCAUUCCCAAUGGCAUUCAUCUAGUUGCCCAGUUGUCUUGGCAUUUAAGACCCGCCCCCUGGUCACACUGACUGGUCGAAAACCUGUCAGUCACCGCAGCCCUCUUCUCUCUAUGGCUGGGAAAAAGUCUAAGCAUUGUGAACCGGCUGUGGUUAUGCUAGUUGUUUAAACAUGGAAUGGAUGCCGUUGUUUUGAGCUGUGCCACCUGGGUGUGACCCACCUGUAAUGCCACGUGUUUGUCCUUACCCAGUCCGUCACUGCUUGUUUUGUGGAUUAGUCACCUGGGUUUCCGAAUCAGUUACUGGUGUAAGAUAAAAUGCUACUAGCCAAGUGUGAACCAACGCGGUCCCUUAACUUAAACUAUACACAGCUUGUGACUAUGUUUAUCUCUCUUAAUGGAAAUAUGAACAAAUUACCCCGUACUUCAUAGGAAAGAUUUGUCAUUUUUGAUUAUCGGUGAUAAUCAUGUAGGUUAAAGGUGAUUAUGAGCCAAUAAUUGUCUUUCAUGACAAAUGGAUUUAGGCGUUUACAAUUAAAACCUUUUUUAAAACUAGAUGUAAUUUUUCCUCUCAGUGGCCAUUGCUUUUAUUUACAAUUUUUGAUGUAAAGAGACUCUGCUUGUGAUUUAACUACUGUGAAAAUAAAGGGGCGGCGGAGAGGA
Molecule: messenger RNA, 4667 nt
Organism: Paramormyrops kingsleyae
Lineage: Eukaryota; Metazoa; Chordata; Actinopteri; Osteoglossiformes; Mormyridae
Gene: bag6l
Product: BCL2 associated athanogene 6, like
Biological process (GO): ERAD pathway
Cellular component (GO): BAT3 complex
Molecular function (GO): polyubiquitin modification-dependent protein binding; misfolded protein binding
Source: RefSeq, a predicted model, not a curated record